Messenger RNA from Scleropages formosus (Asian bonytongue), 4500 nucleotides. It is a transcript of the gene clspn, whose product is annotated as claspin. The record is from RefSeq and is a predicted model, not a curated record. Gene Ontology annotation, biological process: activation of protein kinase activity; mitotic DNA replication checkpoint signaling; mitotic G2 DNA damage checkpoint signaling. Gene Ontology annotation, molecular function: anaphase-promoting complex binding. Lineage: Eukaryota; Metazoa; Chordata; Actinopteri; Osteoglossiformes; Osteoglossidae. Bases 450 to 4373 code for a protein of 1307 amino acids. The transcript is spliced from 24 exons.
UAUUAUUUCAGUGUUUAAAGCGCUCUCAACCUACUCGAUUCUGAUUUGUCUUCAAUAGAUCACAUGGGUAGACCCUUCCAAUCAGAGUUUACUUUGUUGAGCAUUCGUUGAAUAAUGAAGUCACACGUGAUUGGUUUCUACGUUAGCGCUGAGUCAAUUGUCCAAUCAGAAUGCAAGACUAGGCUGACAGACGUCUGAUAGACAACAGCAGCGGUCGGCGCGCGAAAAGUUGAAAUACCUUUUUAGUCGAGGAAACGGGCGGGAGACAGAAGACAUAUAUUUGUCAAUGUUGUAUUCUUUGGUGAAUGUUCGGUUUAAACUUUUAAAACAGAUGCUUGGUGUUUUAUAGAGUUUUUGUUUGUUUUAACGUAACCUUUCUGAGAUUUCGGUCGUUUUAAUGUCGGAGCUGUGUGUGAGUAGUGCAGACUGAGGCGAAAGGCGCGGUAAAGAUGAACGUGGCGGUUCUCCCUCCACUCGAGUCCCAGGUGGAAGAGGCAUCAGGAUCAGCAGCGAUUCAGGCCACGGACAGCGAUUCGGACAGCGGGAUGGGUUCCCCCCAGGACGAGGAGGCAGCACAGCCAUCCAGCGUUGGUGAUGAGAUGAAUGGUAGUGGAGCUGAACAGGAUUCGGAUGAUGAAAUUAUAGUUAACCGGAAACCUCGCUGUCGGAGAGCCCUGAAGGACAGCGACAGUGAGGAAGAGGAAGGCGCAGGCAUGGCAGAGGCUCUUGUCUUGUCUGAAUCCAGUGAAGAGGAGGGUGGAACUGCCAAAGAUGAGAUAUACCAUGCAAAGGGCAAGAGGACUGGUCACCUGGCGCUGGAGAGCAAUGACAGUGAGUCAGACAGCGAGAUGGAGAAACCCCAAUUUAAGGAAGAGGCAAAAGGAGAGAGGUCCCAGCAUUUCAGGGACAAGGGAAGGAGACUACAGACAACGGAGAGAGUGAAAAGGAAGGUGAAACCUCAGCCUGAACCUCUGACCUCUGCCUUCAAUGACAGUGGUUGUCUCCUUGGAGACAGUGAUCUUUUUGACACUGGUCUUGAUGAAGAAGGGAUUGGGCUUGAGGAAGAAGAGGCAGAGUCACUAAAUGCAAUCAUGGCUUCAGUGAAAGAGAAGGCCAAGAAACACAAACCAGGACUUCAAGAUGACCAGGAGGAAGAGGUGGAGCACAAGCCACGGUGUAAGGAGAGAAAGGCAGCUCUGAUGAGUAAGGAGGCCAUCAGGCAAUUGCACAGUGAGAACCAGAGACUGAUCCGAGAAUCUUCUUUAGGGUUGCCCUACCACAUGCCUGAACCCAAGAGCAUUGACCAGUUCUUCAAGAGGCGAAUCCGUCCCCAGGGGCCAGCAAUGUCACUAUUAAAGUCACAGAAGUACCAGUCCUGUCUUCUGGAAGCAACCUCAUGUUCUCAGCUCAAACUGGACAAACAGCUGGUGUCAGCAGAUUCCAGUUCACCUCAGAAUGGGCCUAUUGAAACUGUCCCAGAGGCUGCUGAUCCAAUGACCAGUGCUUCGUUUGCCGAGGACCAGCGCACUUUAGGUGCUGGCAAGCAGCCUGCAUCUUUGGAUUUAACUGGAGACUCGUUUAGAUCUGAACCAGCUGGUCUGCAGCAAAGCUGCUCAGAGUCCAUUGCGCCAGCACUGGCACCAAAUGUGGAUCAGAGCAGGAUAGCAGAACCUCCAGAGCAAAGCUCUGCAAUAGCACUCGAGGACAGAGAAGGACCUGGAACUCAGGACCCCGUCUCACCCCCAGUAGAGACCAAGCCCCGAAAGGACCGUCUGACUCGUCUUCGGGAGCUGGGACUCGACCCACCACCUGUGCCUAAGCUGCAUGCUGACGAUGGGGCCUUUGUCCACUUAGACACCCCCCAUGUCAACCCCGCUUUGGAGGCCCUAAAGGAGCGCUUCCUGCGACAGGUACAGCCUGUGCCCCGCCCACAGGGAGAACGCUCUGUGCACAUUAGCAUCGUACGCAAGGACAGCAGCACCCCAUCUGGACAGGAGGAGCUUAUUGAGGACACAAUUAUGUUCUCUGUUGGUGGGGUUGAGAAGGAGGUUGUGCACACCAAACCAGGUGAGAAGUUGAUGCUGCUGAAGUCACGUUUGCAACUGGCUAUGGCUCAACGCCGGCAAGCAGAACGGGAGCGACGGGCAGCCCUGCACCGACUUGACAACGAGGUCUGUGAGGAAGAGGAGGAAGAGGAGGCAGAGAUGACAGACAACUCUGAUGCUGAAGAGGAGGAGGAUGUGAACAAGUUGCUGGGAGAUGAAGAGGAAGAUGGUGGUGGUGCUGAUAACUAUGGUGAUCAGAGAGAUGCAGAUCCCAGUCAAAGGAACGGUUCUCACGCCCUAGAUCUCUUAAACACAGACGGCACCCUUAUGCUGUUCGCUGGCAGCUCUUGCUCUCGGACAGGGGAUGGGGUAAAGAAACUUGAACCAACGGGACACAAUGGAGAUGUCAAACUGGGGGAAGAAGAUGAUUCACUCUCCAUGGCAAAGGACAACAGCCACAACAGCAGCUUUGAGCUCACUGGCUCCAUGAUCCCUUCCUACCAACCUGUCAGCCGGACGGCUAGGAGGAGUGUAUCUAACGGCGCAUUUCGUUCACCGUCGCCAGGGUUCUACAGACCUAGUUUCCUGGGCUCAGCUUCCAAGAGCUCAGGUAAGCUUUCAGAGCGCUCACUGUCACUCUCGCUCCCUGUGGAGGACUCCCAGGACCUGUAUGGUCCCCCUUCUCCCAGCCAGGCAGGAGUGCUGGGCAUCGGUGGACAUUCUCAGGGACGUUUCUCCUUAGAGGAGGACACGCAGUCACAGCUGCUAGAUGCAGAUGGUUUCCUGAACGUGGGACCACGUAUCCAGCCCCACCCCCACACUGUCCACUGCCGUCUGUUGUUGCCUGACAGCCUGGAUGAGAAUGCUAUGGAUGCCAACAUGGGUGAACUGCUGGGGCUCUGCUCUGGAGGGUUUUCUGCCACCGGACAGGAGGACACUGCACCAAGAGCGGACACCCAGGAGGAGGCCGUCGGAGAGCUAUUAGGGCUCUGUUCAGGGAGGUUUGCCACCACUCAGGACAGUUGUGACAGGUCCAACGGUACUAGUACGGAAGUACCAUCUGCGGCAGCAGCCCCAGGGCCCCGAAACAAAAUCAGUUCGGAGAUGGACAUGGACCAGCUUCUUGGGCUCUGCUCAGGCAGGUUCACCACUCCAGAUGUGUCACCUCAUCGCCUCUCAACAGGAGACCCACCUGUGUCCACUGAUCCUAGUCCCACUAAACAGUUGCCAUCCAGUGCUCUCAGCAGAGAGGAGCACAAAGAGGGUGAGCAGGUGGAAGAGGAUGAAGACUGUGAGUUUCACUUGCUCUCUGAUGUAGAUAGUCUGAGUGAUCAGGAGGGCAGUGUGAAGGAUGAAGAGCAUGAAGGUGGCAGUGGCGAGGUAGAUGAAGACCAGGAAUCGGUGUUUGGACAAUGCAAAGGAAAGAAGAUGAUGCGCAUGGAAGAGUUUGUGGAGUCAGAAGCUGAGCUCUCUAGCAGCGACCUCGACAGUGGUGAUGAAGAAGAGGAAGGGGGCAGCGAGUAUGAGGAGGAGGAGAUCACUGAGGAGCUGCCUUCUGAUGAAGAGCUUCAGGAUCAGGUCAACAAGAUCCAUAUGAAGCAAGUCCUGGAUGAUGACAAGCGUCGCUUGCGCCUGUACCAGGAGCGUUACCUGGCUGACGGGGACCUGCACUCGGAUGGGCCGGGCCGGGCCCGCCGCUUCCGCUGGAAAAACAUGGACGAUUGGUUUGAUAUUGGGGGAGAUGGAGAUGAUCAAGAGGAAGAAGAGGAUGAGGAGGAAGCGGAACUCAGCCAGGCGGAAGUUCAGCGACGAAAGGAACGACUGGAGAGGGAGCAGUGGCUUCGGGAGCAGUCGGAGGCAGUAUCCAAAAAGGGCAGGAGAGAGGAAGAUGACGAUGACGAAGAGAUCACGGAGGAGGAUAGUCAGUUUAUGAAGCUGGCUAAGAAGCUAACAGCUAAGAAGUUGAGGCCAAGAGAAGCUGCUGUUGCCCCCCAAGGAAAAGGAGCCCCAGUUACCGUCCUUUUCCAGAGACCCUCACAGACCAAUGUGGUGAGGAGGGGUUCCCUACUCAACCAGCCCCGCACCAUCUUGCAGAAGCUGGCCUCCAUCUCUGAGGGCAACCCCUGUGCCCCACGGCACUCCCGGGGUUUUCUCUUCCAAACCCUUUCCCCAGAGAAGGAAACUGCUGCAGCUGAGCAGCCCCGCGCACGGGUGAGCAAGAGGUCCCAGCCUGAAGCUCUGACUCCUGCAGCCAAGCGCAAAUGUCCAGAGGGGCUGCAGAAGACCUGUGAACCCCAGAAAAGCAUCUUCUCUUUCCUGGAGAAUUAGGUGGAUGAGCUCCAGAUACACUCCACCCUCAGCGUCAGGGUUGACCACACAGGGUCAUGUAGUUUGUCUGUUGAGGGUCCUAUGUUAGCAGAAAGGUGACGGUCAGCACACACACACACACACACAC